AUGGAUAUACCAACUUUCCUGGGAAGUAGUAGCAAUAUCACUAUGAAGGAAGAAAAAGCCAAGCCAGACGAGCGUCUGCUGCUAGAACAGGAAGCCUGCUUGCGGGGGCGGGGGCGACUCACGACCAAAUCAAUCAAUACGCGGCGGGCAGAAGCCCCCCGCGGCUACCCCAUCGCCUUUCCCCGAAACCCCCCUCGACGGAGGCGGCGGUUGCAAGCUUUUCUCCGCUCUUCCGGACUGAGCAUCCGACGGGAGGGCGUGACCACUCGAGGCGCGCAGGCGACUCCACGCGCGGCUGUUCCCUCGCCGAGACUGGCGCCAAGGCGCCGAUCUUGCGGGCACUGGUGCCGUCGCUUGGCUCGCCUCGCAAGCCUUUCGGCCGACCACGUUCCGAGAAAGCUGAAGGCAGCCGGGCAGCCGAGACGGCGCCGCCAUCCUAGUGAGCUGGAAUUGGCAACGCGCCCCCAGCUGCUCCUGGGGGAGGCCUCUCCCCAGCUCCCCAGAGACGCGCCCGCGUCGGGGGACGGCGGCGGCGAUAGUGCCCUGACUACCAGCUUCGCCACCUUCUCGACGAGCAGCAGCUCUGACUCCAGCAGCACCAUGGACCUCUCCUUCAUGGCCGCACAGCUUCCAGUUAUGGGAGGAGUGUUUAUGGACUCACCCAAUGAGGAAUUUAGCACGGAAUAUUCUUUGUUUAAUUCAUCUGCCAAUGUAUACACUGCCGCCUCCGUCCCAAACCAGCCAGAAGAGACACCCCGUUCUUCAAAUGAUGCCAUUUUGUUAUGGAUUGCGAUUAUAGCUACAAUUGGGAACAUUGUAGUUGUUGGAGUUGUGUAUGCCUUUACAUUCUGAGAAGAAAAGAGGACAGCCCUGGGAUACAGAGUUGCUUUGCCGUCGUUCCUAAGAGCAAGUGUGUGUGUAUGUAUGUAGAUUAUAUGCACAUACCUAUAUAAAAAUGUAAGUCUUUAUAAAUACUGGUAGGUAGAGGUAAUUUCUUGUCUAAGGUCCCAGUUAAGAGCAGGUGGCAAACAAAACCACCAAAAAACCCUUUACAAAAAAGACUUUUGUAAAUUGUAUGGGGAUGAAACAUAAUUUACAGCAUAACCAAUUAAAUAUGAAUCUAACAUGAAAGGUCAAUGCACAUAAAAGGAAAAGCAGAUUUAUUCAUCAAGGGCUCUAUUGUGAAUCUGUAGGUUACCUAAACAACCUUUGGAUUAGAUAUUGGCCACUUCUUUUCUUUUUUUAGUGUAAGCACCCCACUUCUUAACGUUCU
Molecule: messenger RNA, 1273 nt
Organism: Candoia aspera
Lineage: Eukaryota; Metazoa; Chordata; Lepidosauria; Squamata; Candoiidae
Gene: C1H14orf132
Product: chromosome 1 C14orf132 homolog
Exons: 3
Coding region: 1-852 (283 amino acids)
Source: RefSeq, a predicted model, not a curated record